GCUCAUAUUGGUUGGAAGAAGAAGCGGUAAAAUAGGAAGCAAAAGAACAAAAGACGUUUCAUGUCGGGACUCGAAAAAGUUCAGAGUAAUGAAAUUCAAAUGUCUAGGUUUCUGAAGAAAACACACAGCACACACAGUGAUCAGUGAGGAAAUCGGAGAAGAAGAAGAAGAAGAUGGAAGGUGGUCACGGCGGUGCCGACAAGACGGCGUUCACGGAAUGCUUCCGGCGAUCCAUUGCUUCUCCCUACAUCAUGCGCCUCGCUCUAUCUGCCGGAAUCGGCGGCCUCCUCUUCGGCUACGACACAGGUGUGAUUUCUGGAGCUUUGCUGUAUAUUCGAGAGGAGUUUGAGGAAGUUGACAAGAAAACAUGGCUUCAGGAGAACAUUGUGAGUAUGGCUGUAGCAGCAGCUAUAAUUGGUGCUGCAGUUGGAGGAUGGAUGACAGACAAGCUGGGGAGAAGGAAAUCAAUUCUGAUUGCUGAUGUUUUGUUCAUUGUUGGAGCUAUUGUCAUGGCGGCUGCUCCGGCUCCGUGGGUCAUCAUUCUCGGGCGAAUCUUUGUCGGUUUGGGUGUUGGAAUGGCUUCCAUGAAUGCUCCCUUGUACAUCUCUGAAGCUUCUCCUGCUAAGAUCAGAGGAGCCUUAGUUUGCAUUAAUGGUUUCCUCAUCACUGGUGGCCAGUUCCUCUCAUACCUCAUCAACUUGGCUUUCGCUAAGACAUCUUGGACAUGGCGUGGUAUGCUUGGAGUGGCUGCAAUUCCAGCUUGUUUUCAGUUCAUUUUGAUGUGUUUCCUUCCUGAGUCACCAAGAUGGCUCUUCAGAGAGGGAAAAGAAGAUGAAGCUAGGAAAAUCCUAACAAAAGUUUACCCCCCUGGUGAGGUUGAAGAUGAGAUGAGUGCUAUGCAAGAAUCUGUAAGAGCAGAGAAGGAAAUGGAAGCCUCAAUGGGGAAUCAUUUCACAGAAAAAUUGAAGAGAGCAUUGUCAACCCCGGCGAUUCGAAGAGCUUUGUAUGCAGGCAUUGCAGUUCAAGUAGUUCAGCAGUUCGUAGGCAUCAACACAGUCAUGUAUUACAGCCCGACCAUCGUUCAAUUCGCUGGAAUCGCUUCCAACUCAACGGCUCUUGCACUUUCUCUGGUCACUUCUGGGCUCAACGUGGCUGGCACCAUCAUAAGCAUGCUUUUGAUUGAUCGAUUCGGGAGGCGAAAAUUGAUGCUUGUCUCCACUGUUGGAAUCAUUGUGUGUCUUGUGAUUCUUAGUGGUACAUUCUUUCAAGCUGCUAAGCAUGCUCCUGGUAUAAGCAACAUGGACACUCUGAGCUUUGGAGGGAAUUCUUCAUGCCCGGCCUAUACAAAGGCCUCAGAUACUUCUUCAUGGAACUGCAUGACUUGUUUGAAAGUACAAUGUGCCUACUGUGCUCAUGGUGAUGAUGAAUUUUUGCCAGGAGCAUGUUUGGCAUCAGACAAGACUGUCCGAGAAACAUGUCGUGGACAGCACCGAGUCUGGUUUUCCGAGGGCUGUCCAAGUAGAAUCGGUAUCCUGGCUGUUCUAAUCUUGGGAUUGUACAUCCUUGCAUAUGCUCCUGGGAUGGGAACAGUGCCUUGGGUUCUGAACUCUGAGAUAUAUCCAUUGAGAUUCAGAGGAGCAGGAGGAGGCAUAGCUGCAGUUGCAAACUGGGCUGCAAAUCUCAUCGUGAGUCAAUCAUUCUUGAGCAUGAUCGAGGCGCUCGGCUCAGCCGGCACAUUCCUCUUGUUUGCUGGAUUCUCUUUUGUUGGACUUGUGGUUAUGUACCUCUUAGUGCCUGAAACCAAAGGUCUUCAGUUUGAGGAGGUUGAGGAAUUGCUUACCAACGGAUUCAGACCAUUCCCAUUUGACAGGAAGAAGAAGAAUGAGAAUGGUAAGUUAGGUGAUAAGGCCUCUCCUUGAUGAUGAUGCCACAGUUUUGGCUCUUACCUUCCAAAACAAGUAAAUAAGCAAUGAAUGUUUGUAUUAUUUUGGUUCUAAUUAUUUCUGGUGUUGGAGCCAAACUAAUUUGUAGGACUGUCUAAUGUUUGUGGAUAACAGUUUGUAAAAUUUAUUAAGAAGUUUGAUAGAAUAUUCUGAAUCAUGUAGAAUGUUGUAAGGAGUACUAGAGCAUGAUAUAACUCAAGGUUGCCUGAA
Messenger RNA from Prosopis cineraria, 2153 nucleotides. Its product is annotated as inositol transporter 4-like. Gene Ontology annotation, biological process: transmembrane transport. NCBI's taxonomy places the organism in Eukaryota, Viridiplantae, Streptophyta, Magnoliopsida, Fabales, Fabaceae. The record is from RefSeq and is a predicted model, not a curated record. The transcript has 6 exons. Bases 174 to 1919 code for a protein of 581 amino acids. Gene Ontology annotation, molecular function: myo-inositol:proton symporter activity. Gene Ontology annotation, cellular component: membrane.